AUGGACACACUCGACGGCAGCAGCUGGGACGUCGUCAUCUCUGGCACCGGGCUGCCGCAGUCGCUCCUUGCGCUGUACGUGCCUCUGGCUUCCACACCAUACGACUCAGGCUGACUAACGCGAAGGCCUCUCUCGUAAAGCGCACUGUCUCGCUCCGAUCGGACGGUUCUCCACGUCGAUCGCAACGACUACUACGGCAGCGAUGAAGCAGCCUUCAGCCUCUCGGAAGCAGAGGCCUGGGCGGAAAGACAUGCUGGCACAGAGAAAGCGGAGAAUAGCUCGUUCAGUCAUGCUGCAGUGACCAAGGCAGCACAAGGCGAGGAUGGAGAGGCGGCCCAGCUCUCCCAUGCCAGGGCAUACUCAGUCGCUCUUGCGCCGCAACUGAUAUACUCACGGUCCAAUCUACUACCCGCUCUGGUAUCCUCCAAGACACAUGGCCAGCUCGACUUCCAAGCUGUAGGCUCUUGGUUCGUUGUCCACAAGACUUCCGGCCAGACGGAGCUCACGCGAGUACCAGGAGGACGAGAAGAUAUCUUCCAGGAUGGUGCUCUCGAUCUCAAGGCGAAGAGAUCUCUAAUGAAGUUUCUGCGAUUCGUAGCGAAUUUUGAAGAGCAGCAAGACACUUGGCGAGAAGACAGCGGGAAGCCCUUCUCAGCUUUCCUCUCUGAGAAGUUUGGACUGCCCCUGGCUUCGCACGCACCUAUUCUAGCCCUCACCCUGAGCAGUCGACCGCUCGCAGACACCACCGUCGAGUCUGCGUUGCCGAGGAUCGCAGGCUACUUGCGAGGUAUCGGCCUCUUCGGCCCUGGCUUCGGUGCGCUCCUCCCGAAGUGGGGAGGUCUGGCAGAAAUCGGCCAGGUAGCUUGUCGCGCUGGUGCUGUGGGAGGCGCAGUGUAUGUGCUCAACAAAGGCAUCGCCGACGUGCAGCAUGACGAUGAGUUCAAUCUUACUCUUCGUCUCGGUGGCUCCGAGAAAGUCACCUCAAAGUGGCUUGCUGGCACUCAGCAGGAACUUCCAGGCGCGAGUCCGACCCCAGAGUCCGGUUCAAAGACCUCGCUGGUGUCGAGGAGCAUUGCGAUUGUUUCUUCAACGCUAGGCUCGCUAUUUCCGCUCACCUCAGAAGGUGGGGUGACUCCCGCUGGUGCUGUAGUAUUGAUCGAACCCUCCCACGAUGCUGAACCACCAGUUCACAUACUCGCGCACUCGAGCGAAUCCGGCGAGUGUCCCGCAGGACAAUGUACGUAUGACCUCUUCCUCUUCAUCCCCAGUGCUGCAUCUCCUCACGAAAUGAUGAUCAAACAUUUGAAUACUUAUCUACAUUGCCUGAACUGCAUUGAAGAAUAAACAUCUCUGACAACCUGAUACUUCGUUUGCCGUAGCGCAUUGCACACCAAUCACUUGAAAGCACGUCAGGACACAGUUGCUGACUCAUUGCCUAGGUGUCUUGUAUGCUUCAGUAGCCCAAGCACCCGAAUCGGGCUUCGACCGCCUCGACCACGCAAUAAAAGAAUUUCUCUCAUCCACACGCGAGGAACCGAAGCCGGCCGUUCUGUGGUGCAUGAAAUAUCAGCAGCGCUACGCAUCGUCUCCUUCGACGCCUCAGCGCACGGGGCCUCUACUGGUGUUGCAUAAUCUCUCCUCGGACCUAGCUUUGGAGGACAGCGUCCUCGAAGACGUCAAAGCUGCUUGGCAACAGAUCACGAAUGAUGAUGAGACGACGUUUAUGAAAUUCGAAGCAAGAGAAGGUACAGCGGAGGACGAAGAGACCUUUGAGUAG
Lecanosticta acicola is the source of this 1777-nucleotide messenger RNA. The record is from the annotation of a GenBank genome assembly. Lineage: Eukaryota; Fungi; Ascomycota; Dothideomycetes; Mycosphaerellales; Mycosphaerellaceae.